AUGGCGAUUCGGAAGGAAGAAGAAAGCAGAGAAGAACAGAGCACUUCGUUUCUUCUUGAUGCUCUCUACUGCGAAGAGGAGAAAUGGGAAGACGAAGGAGAAGAAUUAGAAGAAGUUGAAGAAAACUCUUCCUUUUCUCCUUCUUCUAAUUCUCCAUUCCUCCUUCUGCAGCAAGAUUUGUUCUGGGAAGACGGAGAUCUGGUCACUCUCUUCUCCAAAGAAGAAGAACAAGGACUCAGCUGUCUCGAUGAUGUUUAUCUCUCCACGGAUCGAAAAGAAGCUGUGGGUUGGAUUCUGAGAGUCAACGCUCAUUAUGGGUUCUCCACUUUGGCAGCUGUUUUAGCCAUAACUUAUCUCGACAAGUUCGUCUGUAGCUACAGCCUACAGAGAGACAAACCAUGGAUGCUUCAGCUAGUUUCUGUUGCUUGCCUCUCUCUAGCUGCUAAAGUCGAAGAAACCCAUGUCCCUCUUCUUCUCGACUUCCAAGUGGAGGAGACAAAGUAUGUGUUUGAGGCUAAAACCAUACAGAGAAUGGAGUUACUGAUUCUGUCAACUCUCCAAUGGAAGAUGCAUCUCGUAACUCCAAUUUCGUUUCUAGACCACAUCGUCAGGAGAUUGGGGCUUAAGAACAAUGCUCACUGGGAUUUCCUCAACAGCUGCCACCGUCUCCUCCUCUCUGUAAUCUCCGAUUCAAGAUUUGUCGGCUACCUCCCAUCAGUUGUCGCCGCAGCCACCAUGAUGCGAAUCAUAGAGCAAGUUGAGCCAUUUGACCCUAUUUUAUACCAAAAUAAGCUCCUCGGCAUCCUUAACAUAACCAUGGAAAAGGUGAAGGCUUGCUACGAUCUGAUCCUCCAGUUACCAGUGGAUCGCAUCGGUUUAAAGAACGAAACCCAAUCUUUCCGGAAACGCAAGAGUCGCGAUUCAUCAUCGUUGAGCAGCCCAAGCUGCGUCAUUGAUUCAAACCCUUUCAGUAGCGACGAAAGCUCAAACGAUUCGUGGUCAGCGAGUUCGUACAAUCAACCAUCGUCACCGCAACAACCUCCGUUGAAGAAGAUGAGAGGAGCUCAAGAGACGAAGAAGGAGAAGCCGAUUUUGCAUCUUCCAUGGGCUAUCGUAGCCACUCCGUAA
This is a messenger RNA of Thlaspi arvense, 1128 nucleotides long. NCBI's taxonomy places the organism in Eukaryota, Viridiplantae, Streptophyta, Magnoliopsida, Brassicales, Brassicaceae. The record is from the annotation of a GenBank genome assembly.